This is a messenger RNA of Puccinia graminis f. sp. tritici CRL 75-36-700-3, 3445 nucleotides long. RefSeq lists its product as uncharacterized. The record is from RefSeq and is a predicted model, not a curated record. The coding region runs from base 1679 to 2680 and encodes 333 amino acids. NCBI's taxonomy places the organism in Eukaryota, Fungi, Basidiomycota, Pucciniomycetes, Pucciniales, Pucciniaceae. The transcript is spliced from 8 exons.
AAAAGAACUUGUUUAUGUAUUCCAUAAAUUUCUAUCAUCUUUUCAAGGGCUGCGCGAGUUCGCCGACGAGACGACAUGGGAAGUGCUGUUCUCGUGAAUCGACUGUAGAUUGCGAAGUCUCCAAUCAGCUGAUCAGCCGGCAGUACCUGGUGAGCGAAUGGGUCAUUGGGUACCCCAUUUAUUCCUUCUCCUUGGUUCUUUCUGGCGCAAGUUAUAACCCCCCGCACUGUUUCGGCGUGCAAGCUUAUAAGCCGACCAACUCGACAGUGACAUCCAAGUCCCAGUAAAGAUUGAUAUUCUUCUGUCGGCCUCCUCUGCUCAAAUACCACAGCCCAGAAGCUCCUUUUCUGGUGGGCUAAUUUCCGCACGAUUGGUGGGAUCUGAAGUCAGCAAUCGAUGGCCACUUAGUUUCGCGACAGUGUUUGAGGUUCGUUAGCUCCCGCUGCCCGAGCAAUCCAACGAGUUCCAUCUACCUCCGACUCGAGCUCGCGUUUCAACCGGGCCGCCAAGCAUCAUCCCCAUCUGGACUCCAGUCUCCUCGGCAGAACCGUGCUUCAUCCUUCCCCAGAGCAAGUCUGCAAGAGCUCUAACCCUACAGGACAUUUAAUAUCAUCCCCCCCCUCCCCCCUUUCCCUUUCCUUCCACCCUAACGCUCUGUGGAUUAUCAUUAUUACAUCACCAAGGCUGCUUCCAAAUCUUUCGAAGUUUCUCCGAAGGUACCGAGAGAAUAAGAAGCUACCCCCGGUCAUUCCCUAUCUAAAAAUAAAUAUAUUAUUGCCACCUUACCUUAACCCAUCGUUUUGUCUUGCGGUCUGCGGGAAGCACCAUACAUAGAAAUUUACACGGCGCCCUAAUUUGACCCCCCACCUCCAAUAAUUCAGAAAACACAGUUAGAUUCAAUCGCCGAAAUAAUCCGUCUCGCUGCCCUACUUUAUUUCCUGGUACCACCAGCUUGAAAACUCUCGACUUGGGUGGUGCUUCCAUCGAGCUUCCCCCAACUUGGUCUGUGUUCAGCGGGGGUUGUCCUAUCAGCAGAACUGUUUUGCUCAGCUCUUUCAUUUAUUAUCACGUCCAAGCUAGUUGAGAUCCCUUCAAGGCACCUUUCCCUUGUACCCCUCAGCGUCCAACCAGCCUGUUGUGCGCUUGGACCACAGGCUCCUUUGGUCCUCCUACACUCCCAUCAACUGAGCACCCCAGUCCUAGUGCCUUUUACUGUGCUCUCUCUAGUCCUUCCAUUUAGUAACACCUCAUCCUCGUCCGUAGUCAAUCGUCAAAUUCCAGUAUCCUCGUCAAGGUUGCACCAAACAUCAACCUUAGUCUACCUCAUCUCCCCUCCUCAAGCCCCGCGUGAAUACUCUUUACACCAGUUAUAAUCAUUUUAUUCUUUUUUUUGGCUGGACAUCCUUCAGCUCAAGUCUGUCCAAGUGACCGCACCGUCCCCUUCUCCUCUUCGCCCCGGCCCACAUUGGUUCAGAUUUUCAGAAAAAAAGAUUUUCCUAACCGACCCAGGCAGAUUUUGCCCCCUUCAACAACUCUGCAAGUCAAGCACUCCAGGUGUUUUGAUUGGUUCAUCAACCCACCAAUCCCGCUCUGCCCAUCCACUCUCCUCCAUCAACCCCUUCCAAUCAGGAUCAUCAUUAACUACUCCAUCGCAUUCUACCUAAAAAACUGAUUCGCUAUGACAAUGUUGCUACCCGUUCAGCUACACAUCUCGCUUAAUGCGAGACUAUUCAAGAUAUUCAACCUAAGAGAGCAUCGUGCUUUCACUAUCUCACAUCUCAGGAAGGCCCUUGGCACUGCGUUUCACAUAUCCCCAGACAAAAUUCGCUUCAACCUCGUCUCAGGCCGUUACACUCGGGACACAGAUCCAUUAUUCGACCUGAGAGCUAGUGAUGGCAACUCGGCCUCGCUGGAUGUCGAGCUUCCGCCAGCUUACGUGCACUCGUCGCUUUCGAACGGCGUAAUCAGUGUACGAUUUCUGUCGAACGUUUGUCCGGCGGCAUCGCAGGAUGUUUUGUGCGAAGGCGUUGUCGAGGUCCAACUCUCGACCCCUAUUCCCUCCGGCACGCUGCCCUCCAGUUCCACCGCACCCGCUCCUUUCUCAGUGGAGGAAUUGAGUCGAGAGCAGCGCAUCGCUCUCCGAGCUCAGCUCGAAGACCCUUUCAGCAUCGCUUCAAAGUCUUGCUUUGAAGAUGACAGCGACGAUGAUGAAGAUUAUGAAGACGUCAACGAUGAUUUGGACAGCGAUGUGGAUGAUGAUCUCUACAGUGAUGAUGGCGAAGCCGUAUUCGAGUCUGCAUCCAGCGACUCGGAUUGCUCUUCAACCCCAUCCUCCGUACUGAGCUCACCCGUCACAUCGCCAAUAUCCUCCUCCUUCUGGCCAUCUGAUCCCAACAAGCUUAGCGCUGGUCAUUUGCGCCACCUGCUUUCAAUUACCACACCGCGGGACUCUCGGAAAGAGGCCACUCUCCGAGUGAGCUUCCUGCGCUACAGAUUCCAGCGAAUGAUUCUUGAGCGAUUACAAGACGGCCCUACCCCAAUCCCUAGCAACCCAUUGGAAAACCUUAAAUUGACACCAGCAAUCCAGACUUGCCCCGUCUCAACCUCUGCAACAACUGUCUCAACCAAGGCAUUGUCGGCAGCUUCCACCACGGAUACCUUCCACCUCACCUCACGUUGAUCUGAUUUUUUCGGCCACGUUUCCAUUCCAUCGAUCUCCCCCCUCUCAAAGCUUGCUUUCUUGAGCUUUCGCUUCCAACAUUCGACUGAAGGCCGCUGGCUUUCGUCGUCUCAGCGAUCAUAGACCGUCCCACUGUCCAGUUCCCGCUUAUGAAGGUUAUCCACCCCACAUCGGUGUCAUUCGCUUGCUCACUCCUUUUUUCGAGUCACCCCACCUUUGUGUUUGGCUAUGCUCCUCCUGGAUUCGCUUUUUUUCUUCCAUAGCACUUUUCCUUGCAUAUCAGCUGUAAAUCAUCCACCGUCCGUCUCUUGUCGUUUUUUCCUCAAGGUUCUUCUUACUUCACUUCAUACCUGUAUACAUACCUCAUGCGGAUCUUUCGGUCGCUGUUUCAUUCACACUCGUUGUUGUUCGUUUUUCAGAUGAUCCUUGUUGUAUAUUUCGUUCUCAUUGGAUCGUCGUUCUUUCUUUUUGCUUCUCUCUCUCUUCAUUUGGGACUCUUCUUUAAAGCAUUAUCUACAUAGCAACUCUACCUAUUACUUUUCUAAUGACACUCACUUGCAUCGCUCUUGUCUAUCUUUAAACACUGUACUUAUCUUGUACUUCACAUUAUCAGCCUUUCGGUUUUUUUUUCUUCUUUUUUUCCCUUCUCUCAGCAGUUUUGUGUAGUUUGCUCUAGUCCUUCGUUGACCUCACACGUCCCAAAGAAAUGAUCAAAUCAUUAACAAUAUCCGUAUCUAUUUAUCGACUUGGUGAACAGGAGUGAAC